UAUAUAACAGCAACCUACGGUCCAAAAGAGCAAGGAAAAAGAAAUCUCAGUUGCUAGUAUAUUUUUUUUUUCAUGAUCAUAAAUAAUAUGGGUGGUUCAUCUUCCUCGACCGGGCUCUGCCUGCUGCUGAGUUUGCUGAUUCACAGCUCCAUCUUCUUCUUCGUGGCUUCCCAGAGCACGACAGCGGCGGUUGAAGGGACGGUUGUCAUCAAUGGAAGCUCGAGAAUCGGGAGGACGAACCCAAAUUUCAUAUGUGCAACUCUCGACUGGUGGCCGCCGGAGAAAUGUGACUAUGGAACUUGCAGCUGGGGAAGAGCUUCUCUUCUUAACCUGGAUCUUACCAACCCUCUGUUACUCAACGCCAUUAAAGCCUUCUCUCCUCUGAAGAUCAGAUUGGGGGGUACCCUACAAGAUAAGGUCAUAUACGAGACUCAACAACAGGCUUGCCCAGCUUCCUUCAUCAAGAGCUCUUCAGAAAUGUUUGGCUUCUCCCAGGGCUGCUUGCCCAUGUCGAGAUGGGACGAACUCAACUCUUUCUUCAGGAAAGCUGGGGCAGCGAUUGUAUUCGGGUUAAACGCGCUG
Molecule: messenger RNA, 582 nt
Organism: Linum tenue
Lineage: Eukaryota; Viridiplantae; Streptophyta; Magnoliopsida; Malpighiales; Linaceae
Source: the annotation of a GenBank genome assembly